AUGCCAAUGUAGGUGUAGCGCGCACUAUCCAGUAACCAUCUGUUGAAUAGUGCUAAGAUUCUUUGUGGAGGAAAGAGAAAGAAAUAUUUUUUGUGGGUUCAAUUCUCACAUACACAGGCGCUCUCGCGGCUGUACUGCGCCGAAUAUACAUAUAGAACUAAUGGCUGCGCACACUUCUGGUAAUGGGUUCUGAAGCCUUUGUGCUUAGGAGCAUAUUGGCAUCACUGGGUUCCUCCUGGAUUUACAGAUUUUGAAGAGGAAGAGAGAGAGAAAACAGAGAAAGAUGUCUCUUUGUGGAACAAUACAGGAAGAUGCUGCAAUAAGAGGGGGAGAUAAGCUCAUAUUAAGGGGCUUGAAGUUCCAUGGUUUUCAUGGAGUGAAGCCAGAAGAAAGGACGCUGGGUCAGAAAUUUGUGAUAGAUGUUGAUGCUUGGAUGGAUCUCCGGGAGGCUGGUAAAUCUGAUCGUUUGUCAGAUACCAUUAGUUACACCGAAAUUUAUCGCAUUGUAAAGGAAGUUGUAGAAGGGCCACCUCAUAAUCUUCUGGAGUCUGUGGCUCAACUCAUCGCAUCUACCAGUUUGAAAAAUUAUCCCCAGAUAUCUGCUGUCUCUGUGAAAGUUGGGAAGCCGCAUGUCGCUGUUCAUGGUCCUCUUGACUACUUGGGUGUCGAGAUAUUUAGAUACAGAAGUGUUGAUGCGCCAAACUAAGAUUUUAUGAGUUACUCAAAAACAGGCAAAUCUGUGCCCCUUGUGACAGCCUGACACAUUUGACUUGGGUGUUAUUUUGUUUUCUUCUCUUUUGAACUUGUUUGUGGGGAUCCUUGUUCCGUAUCUUGAACCAGCGACAGUUAUUGUUUAUGUAGUUCUUUCUUGUGCUUAUCCUGAUUUUUUACUUGGGAUUUCAUCUUGGUUACCUUCUUUUGAGUACUUGGUACACCUCUGAACUUCAUUUUAUUGAAUUUCUUCGUCAAGAUUGCAGCAACGGGUCAAAACCCGAACUUAUACGUCAGAUGCAAAGUCAGCUGGUCUCGACUCAUGGGUGAAAAUAGUUUAAAUCAGUUAGCAUGAUUUGUUAGUAGUUGUAAUGAGUUGCAAAUGUGGUGGAAGAAAUGAGUGGAUCUUCUCAACAAUAGCUACUAUGUACAAUUACAUCCAUUCAGAAAAUAAAAUACAAAAUUGUUGUGAA
Molecule: messenger RNA, 1184 nt
Organism: Prunus persica (peach)
Lineage: Eukaryota; Viridiplantae; Streptophyta; Magnoliopsida; Rosales; Rosaceae
Product: dihydroneopterin aldolase 2
Exons: 4
Coding region: 284-706 (140 amino acids)
Biological process (GO): folic acid-containing compound metabolic process
Cellular component (GO): cytoplasm
Molecular function (GO): dihydroneopterin aldolase activity
Source: RefSeq, a predicted model, not a curated record